UUCAUACGAAUUUCUUCUUUCGCAACCGACAAUACUGGUGCACGCAUUCAACAAGUACAAUUUGUUCAUCGCCGAACAUCCCUUGCAGGUGACUAUUCUCACUUUGACAGCAUGUUAUAUUUAACGUAAAAAACACGUAAAUGACUUGCCUUAUGCUGCGUCACAACAGAUGCGAUGUGAUGUUAAGACUUAUCAUAAUACUUUCUAUGCUUUGUUCUGAUUUCUUAAGGCUUAUAUCAUACCAUGUCGCUCCAUCCCCUCUUCCCGAAAGCACGUAUUCCCGCGGCCCUCAUGAAUUCGUUUUUAAAGAACUUCGCUCCGUUCUUCCGAAGUUCCCACCUGAAGCCACGAUUCCAGUCACUCUCCCCUCUACCUAUCCAAAUUUUCACCUCGUUCCCUAAGAACGCGUUUUUAAAUCUUUUCCCCCCAAGCACCGCUGUCUUCGACGAAAUAGAAUAAUAGAUUAGAAUAAUAAAUUUUUCUCGACAUAUUGCUUCCAAUCCCCCGCUAACACACACACACACACAAACACACACACACACAGAGAGAGAGAGAGAGAGAGAGACGCACAUUGAAAAAAAUAUGUUUACAUACUUCAUUUACGUACUUGAAUUUCAAUUUAAGCAUUUAUAUAUUUAAUUUAAAUAUAUAAAUACUGAAGACAUUUAAUUAAGUUGAUAAAUUCAUUAACAAUUUUUUUUUUCUGUGCAUGAUGCUCUUUUCUGCUUAAUUUAUUUUUGUUUUAUAGCGUUUUUAUUGCAAUGGGUUUGAACUAUAAUCGAAAACUUUUUUGCGAAACAAAACGGAAAUAGUGUCUCUUCUUUGAUAGAUUUUUGACAGAACACAAUCAGAGUGUCCAAACACCUUGACCAAGGUCUUCUCUGUGAAAGGCGACGUGAGCCUGCCGGAAUUGGGACUUAAACCCGAAGACAGGAAAAUGUUUUUGGAUAAAGUCAACGUAGUGUUGCGCGGCGCGGCCACCGUGCGUUUCAACGAGCCGCUGAAAAUCGCCGUUAAUUUGAAUGUAAUGGGCACCAAUCGUAUAUUGAACUUGUACAGACGCAUGACAAAUCUUAUUAGCGUUAUUCAUGUCAGCACGGCCUACAAUAAUGUUGAUCGACGAGAGAUUGCGGAAUCGAUUUACACCUUGAAAUUUACUCCAAAAUGAUGAGUACGACGAACACACAAACAAAUUCUGGAUACGCACACGAUGAGGCUCACUCGAGAGAAAAUACGAUCGACGUAUUUUUUGCCGGUAUGGUGAUCCUUUUAACCGGUGCUACGGGCUUUUUGUGGAAAGCCCUUCUCGAAAAGCUGCUGCGCUCGUGUCCCGUGGCCGUAAUUUUCGUUGUAAUUCAUCCAAAAAAAACAAAUCCAUCGAGCAACUUUUCGAGGAACUGCUGAAUAAACCCGUUCGUAUACAUAUACGUGUUCUACAUCGCAUUUAAUGAUAUUCAUUGUGACGUGGCAGUUUUAUCUGCCUCGCCACUUCGUCCUCCGCCUGAGCAUAACGCAAGGAGGCGCGUAAGACCGGGUC
Molecule: messenger RNA, 1537 nt
Organism: Solenopsis invicta (red fire ant)
Lineage: Eukaryota; Metazoa; Arthropoda; Insecta; Hymenoptera; Formicidae
Product: putative fatty acyl-CoA reductase CG5065
Exons: 2
Coding region: 938-1168 (76 amino acids)
Biological process (GO): long-chain fatty-acyl-CoA metabolic process
Cellular component (GO): peroxisome
Molecular function (GO): alcohol-forming very long-chain fatty acyl-CoA reductase (NADP+) activity
Source: RefSeq, a predicted model, not a curated record